AUGGUGAAGACAGAGAAGAAGGACUGGGAGAUCAUUGAGCGGGCUUUAGCCGCAAAAGAAGCUGAGCUUCUACAGCAGGAAGGCUCUGUCCUCGAGGAGAGCCAUCUUAGCGGCUACAGGUAUGUGCCAACCACGAAGGUUGUGGACAAGCAGUCUUGGGAGACAUUUGCUGUUCCGCACAUCAAGCCAACAUGCACGUCCGAGAGUUGGUACCACAAGGAUGUGCUCUUUGAGCUGGGUGAGGGCAUCGCCUACAUUACCUUGAACAGGCCCGAAGCGAACAAUGCGCUGAACGAGUCCACCUCGCAAGCGCUUCAGGACGCAACCUGCGAGCUCCACGGCCGCCGCGACAUCCGAAUUGUUGUUCUCCGUGCCGAGGGUGGUAUGUUCUGCGCAGGUGGAGAUCCAAAGCACUUCUUCGAUGCUUUGGCCAUGUCAGAGAGAGACGACCGGAAGGCCGCCAUUGGUUUCAUGAAGUUCCUUUUCUGGUUCCAGAGCUUGCCGCAGUUCACUGUAGGCCUGGCGCAGGGCUCUGCCAUGGGCAGCGGCAUCGGCCUGCUUUGUGCCUGUGACAUGGUUCUGGCUACGAGCACUGCGCGCUUCAUUUGUUCAGAGGUGAAGUUGGGCUUUUGCCCGGCUUCCCUUGCGCCCUUCCUGACCCGAAAGGUUGGGCCUGCUUUCGCCAAACGAUUGCUUUGCAUGGCCGAAAAUAUUUCUGCUGAGCAAGCAAAGCGGAUGGGUCUCAUAUCCGAUGUGGUUGAGGAGGAAAGCGAGUUCUCCGACUACAUGAAAGAUAUUUGUGAGAAGGUGACGCUGUGCGCACCCACGGCCGCUGGCCGUGCGAAGCGAUUGGCUCAAAACGUCAGCUUGCAGCCGCUGACACGCAAACUGCUGGAGUACACUGGUGGAGAGCUGGCGGACAUUCGUAUAGGAGAAGAGGCCAUCAAAGGCAUGGUAGCUGUUCAGGCGCGUGUGAAGCCCUACUGGGCUGAAACGCCCAUCAAGCCCCUCUACUGA
Messenger RNA from Symbiodinium pilosum, 1017 nucleotides. Lineage: Eukaryota; Dinophyceae; Suessiales; Symbiodiniaceae. The record is from the annotation of a GenBank genome assembly.